This is a messenger RNA of Pteropus alecto (black flying fox), 3589 nucleotides long. It is a transcript of the gene MME, whose product is annotated as membrane metalloendopeptidase. Gene Ontology annotation, biological process: protein processing; amyloid-beta clearance. Gene Ontology annotation, molecular function: metalloendopeptidase activity. Bases 194 to 2446 code for a protein of 750 amino acids. Gene Ontology annotation, cellular component: plasma membrane. The transcript is spliced from 23 exons. Lineage: Eukaryota; Metazoa; Chordata; Mammalia; Chiroptera; Pteropodidae. The record is from RefSeq and is a predicted model, not a curated record.
GGCGCGCCGCGCAAGGUCAGCGGCUCAGGUCCGGCGCGAUCCGGGCGCCCGGGACCCCGAGGCCGUGGGCAAGGGAGGCGUGCCCGGUGAAAGAGCCGCAGCUGGGACCUGGAGAGUGAAGGAAAGGGGCCGAGAGGGUGACCUGGAGCAGGGCUGUGAAAUGCGGUCAGGGCGACUCUUCAGAUUUUAGGUGAUGGGCAGAUCAGAAAGUCAGAUGGAUAUAACUGAUAUCAACACUCCAAAGCCAAAGAAGAAACAGCGAUGGACACCGCUGGAGAUCAGUCUCUCUGUCCUUGUCCUGCUCCUCACCAUCAUUGCUGUGACAAUGAUAGGACUCUAUGCAACCUAUGACGAUGGUAUUUGCAAAUCAUCAGACUGCAUAAAAUCAGCUGCUCGACUCAUCCAGAACAUGGAUACCACUGCUGAGCCUUGUUCAGACUUUUUCAAGUACGCCUGUGGAGGUUGGCUGAAACGCAAUGUCAUUCCCGAGACCAGCUCCCGUUACAGUAACUUUGACAUUUUAAGAGAUGAACUAGAAGUCAUUUUGAAAGACGUCCUUCAAGAACCCAAAACUGAAGAUAUAGUAGCAGUGCAGAAAGCAAAAACAUUGUACAGAUCUUGUAUAAAUGAAUCUGUUAUUGAGAGCAGAGGUGGAAUGCCACUACUCAAACUUCUGCAAGAUAUAUAUGAGUGGCCAGUAGUAACAGAAAACUGGGAGCAAACGUAUGGUGCCUCUUGGACAGCUGAGAAAUCCAUUGCACAACUGAAUUCUAAAUAUGGGAAAAAAGUCAUUAUUAAUUUUUUUGUUGGCACUGAUGAUAAGAACUCUGUGAACCAUAUAAUUCAUAUUGACCAAGCGCGACUUGGCCUCCCUUCCAGAGACUACUAUGAAUGCACUGGAAUAUAUAAAGAGGCUUGUACAGCCUAUGUGAAUUUCAUGAUUUCUGUGGCCAAAUUGAUUCGUCAGGAAAGAGGACUGCCUAUAGAUGAAAACCAGAUUUCUUUGGAAAUGAAUAAAGUUAUGGAAUUGGAAAAAGAAAUUGCCAAUGCUACCGAUAAACCUGAAGAUCGAAAUGAUCCAGUGCUUCUUUAUAAGAAAAUGACAUUAGCUGAAGUCCAAAGAAACUUUUCACUAGAGAUCAAUGGGAAGUCAUUCAGCUGGUCAAAUUUCACAAAUGAAAUUAUGUCAACUGUGAAUAUUAAUAUUACAAAUGAGGAAGAUGUGGUUGUUUAUGCUCCAGAAUAUUUAACCAAAAUUAAGCUCAUUCUUACAAAAUAUUCUGCCAGAGAUCUUCAAAAUUUAAUGUCCUGGCGGUUCAUAAUGGAUCUUGUAAGCAGCCUCAGCAGAACCUACAAGGAGUCCAGAAAUGCUUUCCGCAAGGCCCUUUAUGGCACAACAUCAGAAACCGCGACUUGGAGACGUUGUGCAAACUAUGUCAAUGGGAACAUGGAAAAUGCCGUGGGAAGGCUUUAUGUAGAAGCAGCAUUUGCUGGAGAGAGUAAACAUGUGGUUGAGGAUUUGAUCGCACAGAUCCGGGAAGUCUUUAUUCAGACUUUAGAUGACCUCACGUGGAUGGAUUCUGAAACAAAAAAGAGAGCUGAAGAAAAGGCCUUAGCAAUUAAAGAAAGAAUUGGCUAUCCUGAUGACAUUGUUUCAAAUGAUAAAAAACUGAAUGAUGAAUACCUCGAGUUGAACUACAAAGAAGAUGAAUACUUUGAGAACAUAAUUCAAAAUUUGAAGUUUGGCCAAAAUAAACAACUAAAGAAGCUUCGAGAAAAGGUGGACAAGGAUGAGUGGAUAAGUGGAGCAGCUGUAGUCAAUGCAUUUUAUUCUGCAGGCAGAAAUCAGAUAGUCUUCCCAGCUGGCAUUCUGCAGCCCCCUUUCUUCAGUGCCCAGCAGUCUAACUCAUUGAACUAUGGGGGCAUCGGUAUGGUCAUCGGACACGAAAUCACCCAUGGCUUCGACGACAGUGGCAGAAAUUUUAACAAGGAUGGAGACCUCGUUGACUGGUGGACUCAACAGUCUGCAAAUAAUUUUAAAGAGCAAUCCCAGUGCAUGGUGUACCAGUAUGGAAACUUCUCCUGGGAUCUGGCAGGUGGACAGCAUCUCAAUGGGAUUAAUACACUGGGAGAAAACAUCGCUGAUAAUGGAGGUAUUGGCCAAGCAUAUAGAGCCUAUCAAAAUUAUGUUAAAAAGAAUGGCGAAGAAAAAUUACUUCCUGGACUUGACCUAAAUCACAAACAACUAUUCUUCUUGAACUUUGCCCAGGUGUGGUGUGGGACCUACAGGCCAGAAUAUGCAAUCAACUCCAUUAAAACAGAUGUCCACAGUCCAGGCAAUUUCAGGAUUAUUGGGACUUUGCAGAACUCCCCUGAGUUUUCCGAAGCCUUUCAUUGCCUCAAAAAUUCAUACAUGAAUCCAGAAACAAAAUGCCGAAUUUGGUGAUCUUCAGAAGAACUGGUGCAGCCCUUGGCUGGACUUGUCAACACUGCAGAAAUGGGGAACUCUGCGAAGAGAAAGGGCCAUAGAGGUCACUGUAUUACAUGGGGACAGUUAACAGAGAUGAGAGCAUCAUAAUAAAAAUGAAGUUUAUUCUGGAAAAGACGUGGAGGGAGGAGGGGCUCUAAUGUCUUAUCAAAUCAGUCAUUUCUCACUGUGUAAAUAAUGCUUAAUCUGUAAAGAGAGUAUUACCAUUCAUUUCUGUUUCUCACAUGAUCUGCCAGUUUGAUGUCUCUUAAAAUCAGUGUUCACCACUAUGUAGAGCAGGAUUUCUAAUCAAGAGGAAAAUGAAGAAGUGAAAAAAGGCCAUUGGCACCAGAAGCAGAGCUGCGGCAUGAGAGUUAAAAGCACAUUUCUAAAGUACUAGUUUUUACUUUUAUUUGCAACAUUUAUUCUUCAAGUCUCUUCCAAAGAAUUCUUAUACAUACUGGGACCUUGGGACUUAUGUAGUUUUCAACUAACUUUGCUCGUCAUCAGUCAUUCAUUCUGAGAUCAUUUUCUUUUAAGCACUUAGGGCUAAAAUGUCUACAACUGUUUUUUGUUAUACUUGGCUUUGACUGAUACUUGGAUUCUUAAGGCUCCCUGAAAUUUUCUAAGCAAUUUCUUGUUCUCUCGCUCUCAAAACCUGGUCUUUUUAAGAGAUUUGUAGUAAUGUAUAAAUAAUAAUUUUUAUAUUUAAUUAUUAACUACAUUUAUGACUAAGUAAUUAUUAUUAUAGGUAAUCAUUGAAUUUCAGACCGAGAUAAAUAGUUACGAACCAAGAUCUGUAAAGUGAUAUACAGAUAAACAUUUUGAGACUUUUUAAACUUAUAAAUCAUAUUGAUGAAACGUUUUAAGUACAAACCUUGGGUUAAAAAUUGCCAUUGGACAGUUGUCUAAAGAUACAUAAGACUUGUAGUUUACAAGCAGGAUUUUCACAAUUAAACCUGUCCCUGAGGUGGCUGUAAUAAAGGGGCAAGAGUGCAUCGAUGUAGCUCUGCAUCUCCUUAUCUUUUCAGAUUUGUCAUCUGAUGGAAAUAUUUUGAUAAUAAAUUGAAAUGUGGGGCCAUUACUCACUAAGCCUGCUGUGUCAGCCGUCUAGCUUUGGAA